Mizuhopecten yessoensis (Yesso scallop) is the source of this 2271-nucleotide messenger RNA. RefSeq lists its product as uncharacterized. Bases 167 to 1441 code for a protein of 424 amino acids. The transcript has 8 exons. Gene Ontology annotation, molecular function: protein binding. Lineage: Eukaryota; Metazoa; Mollusca; Bivalvia; Pectinida; Pectinidae. The record is from RefSeq and is a predicted model, not a curated record.
UCAAAUAUAUUUUUUCUGUUGUGAGUGUGACUGCACAGAAGGCCCAGUGUGGAUCCUGGGCAUUGUACUUGCUCAGGAAGCAAAAGACUUUCAGGAGAUGGAUCUUUCCUUUUGUUUAAAUAAUUCCCUUGAAAAAUGACGUCACUUCCAGGAUCCUUCAAGGGUGAUGGCCCGGGGUGUAUCGGUGUUCAAAGUUUUUAUAACAGCAUUAUUCAUCAUUUCACAGACCACAGAACUACGCCCUUACAUCACAAAAGAGAAUUCGAACCUGUCAUGUUUUGAAUGUCCACCAGGGUUUUACCUCUCUGGAGAUUGCACCACAAAUAACACCAUCGCAGCCUGUAGGGUGUGUCCACAGGGUUAUUACUCCAGUGUCCCCGGUGUUCAUACCAGUUGUGCAAUAUGUUCAUCAUUCUGUGAGUCAAAUAAUCUUAUUGUGGUGUCUAGCUGCUCGUCAACAAACAAUUUGACAUGUGACUGUCCGUCAGGAAAGGUACUGAAGGAUCCACACGACAAACACCAUGCUAUAUGUGAGGAUCCACCAACACAUAAACCUCCAAAAACCACACAGAAUUAUGAUUACAGCAUAGUCAAAGAGGAUACCAAUGCUCUGAAGGAAGAUGCCAAAACAUUGAAGGAGAAUGUCAGGGCCAUGAAUGUUGAUGUCGGUACCAUGAAGGAGGAUGUUGGUAGACUAAAGGAGGAUGUUGGUGCCGUGAAGGAGGGUGUUGGUAGACUAAAGGAGGAUGUUGGUGCCGUGAAGGAGGGUGUUAGCUCAAUGAAGGACACUCUGAACGCCCUGUCAAAAGAUAUUAGUUACAUUGAAGAUGAUUACAGCAUAGUCAAAGAGGAUACCAAUGCUCUGAAGGAAGAUGCCAAAACAUUGAAGGAGAAUGUCAGGGCCAUGAAGGAUGAUGUCGGUACCAUGAAGGAGGAUGUUGGUAGACUAAAGGAGGAUGUCGGUGCCAUGAAGGAGGAUGCUAGCUCAAUGAAGGACACUCUGAACGCCCUGUCAAAAGAAAUUAGUCACAUCAAAGAUCUUACUAUUGCAAUCAUCAUCCUGAUUGUAGUCGUCAUUGGUUUUGUACUGGGUUGGUUUGUAAUACGCUGUAAAAAAUAUUGUGACUAUCUGAAAAGGACACUUGGAAAAAAUGAGGUCAGGGUUGCUGAUCGGGAGUAUUCAGAAUUGCCAAAAGGAGAAAACAAUCAAGACAAUAUAUCCAACAAAGAAAAUAGCCAUCGUGUGGACAAAAGGCGUCUUACAAAUGAUGAACUACCUCCUACAGAAUCAGAUUGUAUACCGAAGACAUAUAAUACUACAGAAUCAGAUUGUAUACCGAAGACAAAUAAUACUUAUGAUGUGUCUGUAAAGCUUGAAAUGUCGAAUAUUGCUCUCGGUUCCACUGUUAAUGGUGACAUUGUCGGGAAUGGGAACUGUUAACAAGGGAAACUGUUUGUGUUUUAUUAUUAGUUAAAACUGGAACAUUGGGGAGUGUGAUGUAGUUGUUAGUGGUGCGACACCUUAAAAGUUAGUUGAUACAUAAUGUGUUGUUACCUGAGUUUACCGUCGUUCGCGACUGCAAAUCAUUUCAAUUAUUAGAGCUAUUGUUAACGGGUAAUCACAGAUAUAGUGUUAGCUAAUUACUGCAUUGUAAUUUGUAUUGAUUGUAGUGUUGAGAAGUGUCAAUAAUUUAUGCUGAAGCAUGCAAUCCUACCUGGCCUAUUGUCCAGGACCAGAUGAUGUGGGUUAAGUUAUGCCCUCCGGUUAACUUUCCUAUUAAUGUCGCCAAACGAGCAGUCAUGACCACAGAUGACCGAUUUUAAUAACUUUUCAGUAGGUAAAAAUUGUGUGGCCAAAACAUAUCGCCAAUCUGAACUGUGACAUGACCUGGUUUGAAGUGAUGAUACCCAAGCCGCCAUAAUGAGCCCUUUUCACUGAUCCUGUGUAUGUACAAAUGUAUAAAUAAUCUAGUUCCAGGAUAUCUUUCUAAUCAAUUUGAUUUGUCUAACAACAGAUAAACUAGAUCAGCAUCCCAAAACUCUGUCAACGUACCCAAACACCGUACCACAUUUUAUUCCAAACACUUUUUGGUACAAGGGAGCCAGAUUUGGAAUGAUUUACCGGUUGAAGUACGACUCUCUUCCUCCUUGACAAAAUUCAAACUAAAUAUGAUUGGUAACAUUAAGAAUGCGGUUUAAUUGUCUUUUAUUUUUACUAUUAUACUUUUUAGAUACAGCUUUGAUUUGUUUUAUUUUCGCUAUAUUAGCGUG